Molecule: messenger RNA, 1681 nt
Organism: Momordica charantia (bitter melon)
Lineage: Eukaryota; Viridiplantae; Streptophyta; Magnoliopsida; Cucurbitales; Cucurbitaceae
Product: NAC domain-containing protein 100
Biological process (GO): regulation of DNA-templated transcription
Molecular function (GO): DNA binding
Source: RefSeq, a predicted model, not a curated record
AUUUUGAAGACGAAAUUGAUAGGUUAAUCUUGUGAUUAGGUUCCGUUGCGUGGCAUGCCAAACUUUUGUGUUAGUGAUAUAAGAGCUUCGUUUAUGGAGCUUCGUUUCACUUCACUUCAUCUUUCUCAUCUCUCUGUAAUCUUUCUGAGUUUUGUUUUGUUGUGUAAGGAGCUCUGAACCCACACAACUUCAAUCAACUUGGAGCUCAAGGACCCGUCACUUUCUUACGCCCACUUUAAACUCCUCACCCUUCCUUUUCCCUCUCUCUCUCUCUCUCUCUCUCUGUUUCUCCCAAAUAUUUUACUCUUUCACCCAAAGAUUUUGGUUUUCUCCGACCAAAUACACUGGAACAAAACAUGACAUCCUCUGUUACCGAUGAUUCCCAGAUUGUUUUGCCGCCCGGAUUUCGCUUCCAUCCAACCGAUGAAGAGCUUAUUUCUCAUUAUCUCUCUAAGAAGGUGGUCGAUUCCAAUUUCUCUUGCAAACCCAUUGGAGACGUCGAUCUCAACAAGUCUGAGCCUUGGGAUUUGCCCUGGAAAGCGAAAAUGGGGGAAAAGGAAUGGUACUUUUUCUGUUUGAGGGAUAGGAAGUAUCCCACUGGGUUGAGAACGAACAGAGCCACUGAAUCAGGGUAUUGGAAAGCUACAGGCAAAGAUAAGGAGAUUUACAGAGGAAAAACGCUGGUGGGGAUGAAGAAAACUCUUGUUUUCUAUGGGGGAAGAGCCCCAAAAGGGGAGAAAUCCAACUGGGUCAUGCAUGAAUUCAGAUUAGAGGGAAAACCCUCUGCCAUUAUUAACCACCCAAAUACUGCAAAGAAUGAAUGGGUGAUUUCGAGGGUGUUCCAGAAGAGCUGUGGAGGGAAAAAAGUUCACAUUUCUGGGUUGGUUAAAUUGGGUUCUUGUUCUUCUUCUGCUCUGCCGCCAUUGAAGGAUUCUUCUUCUUCUUCUUCAUCGUUCAAGAUCAAACCAGUUCCCGAAUUGGCUCACGUGCCCUGCUUCUCCAACGCCAUGGAUUCUUCUCAAAGAACCCCACCGAGAAUCACUGAUUAUUCUCUCAAUUUCACUUCCUAUUUUCCCACUAUUUUCCCGAGAAACACACAGCCCACUCCAUUGUACAAUCCAGAAUCCAUCUCUUUCCCUUCAAAUUUGCAGUUUCCAAACAUGGCUCGAACAUUCAAACCUGCAGAAGGGGAAAGAAUCAGCGUGUCCCAAGAAACAGGGCUAACUACUGAUAUGAACAUCGAAAUCUCUUCUGUUGUUUCGAAUCUCGAAAUGGGUCGAUCGCCAUUCGACAAUCAGAACGCUCCCUCUGCUUCAACUGCUGCACCGUUGAACUUGAACCCCCAAAUGGUAUGGAAUUACUGAAGCAAUUCGCAAAAGGGGUUGCUUUCAAUUGAUGAAUAAUGUGUAAACGUGUCUUUUUGGUGCUGUGAAAGUGAAGUUGGAGCAGUGCUUWAAUGGCUUCCGCAGCCAUUGAAGAUAUUAUGUUGGGAGUAAAGUCAGUAUCAAUAUGAUAAGGAUAAUGGAUGGUCUCCAUCUCUAUCUUCUUUCUUUAUUACAAACAAACAAACAAAAUUGUGUGCAAAUUCGCUUUCAUAUCCAGCUCUUUACAUGAUAUAAUUGAGUCAAGUAAUCUUAGUACAUUUUGAAUGAUUAUGGUUUAGUUUGAGUUUUGAUUAAAA